AUGGGGGACAAGCAGGACCUUGAGGAAGUACUCGAGAUCCCAGAUCAGGAUAGCGACGAGGAACUGGAUAACAUUAUAGAACAGAUAGCAUAUAGAGACCUAGACAUGCCUGUGGUCCAGAUGCAGGAGCCAGAAGCUCUUCCCACAGAGCCAGUAGCCACAUACUACACCCCCACCAGUACCUCCACGUCGCGCCGAAGCUCCAGUCAGGUCUAUGUGGAGCUGCAGGAGCUGAAGAUGGACCAGAGGAACCAGGAACUGCAGUGGGUGGAGGCAGCACACUGGAUAGGGCUGGAAGAAAACCUGCGAGAGGACGGUGUGUGGGGCCGCCCACACCUGUCUUACCUCACCUUCUGGAGCCUUCUAGAACUGCAGAGGGUCUUCUCAAAAGGCACCGUGCUCCUGGAUCUGGCAGAGACCUCCCUGGCUGGGGUGGCCAACAAGCUUCUAGACAGCUUCAUCUACGAGGACCAGAUUCGGCCUCAGGACCGAGACGAGCUGCUCCGAGCUCUGCUACUCAAACGCAGCCAUGCUGAGGACCUAAAGGCGCUGGAGGGAGUGAAGCCUGCUGUCCUGACCCGCUCUGGGGGCCCUUCUGAGCCCCUGCUUCCCCAGCAGCCAUCACUGGAGACCGAGCUGUACUGUGGGCAGGCAGAGGUGAGCCCAGAAGGAGUUCUGAAGACCCCCCAAGAUUCAGAAACCGUACUGGUACUAGUGGGCCGUGCUAAUUUUCUGGAGAGGUCCGUGCUGGGCUUCGUGAGAUUGAAGGAAGCUGUGCACCUGGAGGACCUGCAGAUGAGGGAGCCUGUGCGCUUCCUUUUCGUCCUGCUGGGACCCGAGGCUCCCCAUGUCGACUACACCCAGCUGGGCAGGGCUGCGGCUACACUCAUGACAGAAAGAGUGUUUCGUACAGCUGCCUACCUGGCACAGAGCCGAGGGGAGCUGCUGAGUUCCCUGGAGGGUUUCCUGGACUGUAGCCUGGUACUGCCCCCCACCGAUGCCCCUUCAGAGCAAGCUCUGCUCAACCUGAUACCUGUACAAAAGGAACUGCUUAGAAGGCGCUACUUGCCCAGUGCUGCCAAGCCAGACCCUGACUUAUACAAGACCCUAGACUUGAAUGGGGGCCCAGGAGGUCCCGGUGACGCAGACGACCCUCUACGGCGCACAGGCCAUCUCUUUGGAGGCCUGAUACGCGACAUCCGCCGACGUUAUCCUUACUAUCUGAGUGAUAUCACAGAUGCGCUCAGCCCCCAGGUCCUGGCUGCCGUUAUCUUCAUCUACUUUGCUGCCCUGUCACCUGCGGUCACCUUCGGUGGCCUCCUUGGAGAAAAGACGCGGAACCUGAUGGGUGUGUCGGAGCUGCUCAUCUCCACAGCAGUGCAAGGAAUUCUCUUUGCUCUCCUGGCAGCCCAGCCACUGCUGGUGCUUGGCUUCUCAGGACCCCUGCUGGUGUUUGAGGAAGCUUUCUACUCGUUCUGUGAAAGCAACAACCUGGAGUAUAUUGUGGGCCGUGCAUGGAUUGGUUUCUGGCUCAUUCUGUUGGUGGUGUUGGUGGUGGCCUUCGAAGGCAGCUUCCUGGUCCGAUUCAUCUCCCGAUACACCCAGGAGAUCUUUUCCUUCCUCAUCUCCCUCAUCUUCAUCUAUGAGACUUUCUCCAAGCUGAUCAAGAUUUUCCAGGAUUACCCACUACAACAGAAUUAUACAUAUGUUCCAAUGAUGCCCAAACCUCAGGGCCCUGUGCCCAACACAGCUCUCUUAUCCCUUGUGCUCAUGGCUGGUACCUUCUUACUUGCCAUGAUGCUGCGAAAGUUCAAGAACAGCACCUACUUCCCUGGCAAGCUCCGGAGAGUCAUCGGGGACUUCGGGGUCCCCAUCUCCAUCCUGAUAAUGGUCGUGGUGGAUUCCUUCAUCAAGGACACCUACACCCAGAAACUCGCAGUCCCUGAUGGCCUCAAAGUGUCCAAUUCCUCUGCCCGGGGCUGGGUCAUACACCCUCUGGGUCUGUAUGCCUAUUUUCCCUCCUGGAUGAUGGUGGCUUCUGCCCUGCCUGCCCUGCUCGUCUUCAUCCUCAUAUUCCUUGAGUCUCAGAUCACCACGCUGAUUGUCAGCAAACCAGAGCGCAAGAUGAUCAAGGGCUCCGGCUUCCAUCUGGACCUGCUGCUGGUCGUUGGCAUGGGUGGGGUGGCCGCCCUCUUUGGGAUGCCUUGGCUCAGUGCCACCACUGUGCGCUCUGUUACCCACGCUAAUGCCCUCACAGUCAUGGGCAAGUCCAGUGGUCAGAUCCAAGAGGUCAAGGAGCAGCGGAUCAGUGGGCUCCUGGUCUCUGUGCUUGUGGGACUGUCCAUCCUCAUGGAGCCUAUCCUGUCUCGCAUUCCCCUGGCGGUGUUAUUCGGCAUUUUCCUGUACAUGGGGGUCACAUCCCUCAGUGGAAUCCAAGUCUUUGACCGCAUCUUGCUUCUGUUCAAGCCACCCAAGUACCACCCCGAUGUGCCCUUCGUCAAGCGGGUGAAGACCUGGCGCAUGCAUUUGUUCACGGGUAUCCAGAUCAUCUGCCUGGCAGCGCUGUGGGUGGUGAAGUCCACCCCUGCCUCGCUGGCCCUGCCUUUUGUCCUCAUUCUCACUGUGCCUCUGAGACGCUUCCUACUGCCCCUCAUCUUCAGUGAGCUGGAACUCCAGUGUCUGGAUGGUGAUGAUGCCAAAAUAACCUUUGACGAUGAGGAAGGUCUGGAUGAAUAUGAUGAAGUGCCCAUGCCUGUGUGA
Messenger RNA from Cricetulus griseus (Chinese hamster), 2760 nucleotides. NCBI's taxonomy places the organism in Eukaryota, Metazoa, Chordata, Mammalia, Rodentia, Cricetidae. The record is from RefSeq and is a predicted model, not a curated record.